GAGUUGCGGGAAAACUCCUCACCCCUUCUCUCUCUCUCUCUUCUGCCCCACGUCUCCUCGUAUAUAUAAUCCCCCCCGACCAUCUCUCUCUCCCUCGACUCCAGAUUCGCACUCAACCUCCUUUCAUCACAAGCUUCGAACGAACUUCUACGGAGAGGGAGAGAGGGAGAGAGUUUCUCUGUUGUUGAGGCCUUUGGAGACCCGAGGAGAUGGAACAGAGGAACGACGACGACCGCAGCCGAAACGGGAACAGGGGCGGCGAGACGGAGGAGAAGAACAAGGUGGUUCGCGACGCGGGCUUCCCGGUCCACAGCCAAGUGAGGAAGAUCAAGGAGGAAUUGGAGGCGACGGCCGUGGACUGGUCGACGGUCCAGCCGAAGAUGAGGCCCGUCCUCAGAGCCAGGGAGGUCAUCAAGCGGCAGCGCUCCCGGUCGCCGCUGGGCCUCGCGGCCGGACGACCCAUCUCCGUUGGAGAUCCUUGAUCCGGAUCCGGGUCUCGGGGGUGAUCGUAGAUGUCAUAUUAUACUUGUAGAUGAUGAUGACGACGACGAAGACGGGGCUUUUCUUUGUUGGUGGCAAUUUUUUUGUUAUUGCCUCGGUUAUGCAGAGUUCCUCUGUUUUCUUGC
This is a messenger RNA of Eucalyptus grandis, 626 nucleotides long. RefSeq lists its product as uncharacterized. The transcript has a single exon. Bases 210 to 482 code for a protein of 90 amino acids. NCBI's taxonomy places the organism in Eukaryota, Viridiplantae, Streptophyta, Magnoliopsida, Myrtales, Myrtaceae. The record is from RefSeq and is a predicted model, not a curated record.